UCCUGGCAUCCAUAGCUCCAUCUUUGAAUUUGAGAGUAGUUACAUUUCUUCAGUCCCAUCUCUCAGCUGUUUAUCAAAAAUGUGUUCCGUUAACUAGUAUUAUUAUAAGCCUAUCCUGUUCUGUAUAAUUUUGUCAUAUUUUCUCCUUUCAUUAUAGAAGGUCGAACUUGCAAAAUGGCUAGACAUGACAAACUGUACACAUGGAUGCGGUAUUUGAUGUUGCUGCUUUGUGUGAUACUUGUUAUAAGUGGCUUUGUGCUGCUGGGGCUUGGCGCAUGGAUUAGAUAUGGAGCAGCUACGUUUGUGGAUGUCCUGGGCUCCUACUCGUCUCAGCUCAUCUACAUCAGCUACAUCUGUAUUGGUAUGGGCUCAGUGCUGUCUUUCACGGGUCUCAUCGGCUGCUGUGGGGCUUGGAAAGAGAACCGCUUCUUUAUCAUGCUGUUUUUCUUCAUCGUGACAAUGCUAUUUGUUGCUGAAAUCAUUGGGACUAUUUUUGUCUUGACGUACCGGAAUCUGGUUAGCUUAGUGGUACGUGAUGCAAGCAAGAAUUCCCUUAUGACUGCCUAUAUGGGCCCAGCGGCAACAGACCCAAUCUCAACAGCAUGGAACACAGUCAUGGUCAAGUUCAAAUGCUGUGGUUUUGAGAACUCGACUGUAGAUUUCAAGGGCUCUGUAUUCAGUACUACCACGGGUUUGAACUACCCUAAGACUUGCUGUGUGAACAAGACCCUUGCAGACUGUGACGGUAUCACCAUCACUCCAAGUCUGAUCCAACCACAGAGCUGCUUUGGUAAGGUCAUCACAGUGAUCAGAGAGCAGAGUGUCAUCCUGGGAUCAGCAGCUGGCUGCAUAUGUAUGAUGGAGUUAUCCUCCAUGAUCCUUGCCAUGGUUUUGUUUGUGAAGUUGGGGCUCAUGAGGCAUCCAUGGUGAAGCCAAAUGGUCCAUCCACACCUGGAGGACACCAACAAUCUACACAGGCAACAAUAAAGUUC
Molecule: messenger RNA, 992 nt
Organism: Salvelinus fontinalis (brook trout)
Lineage: Eukaryota; Metazoa; Chordata; Actinopteri; Salmoniformes; Salmonidae
Product: tetraspanin-16-like
Exons: 7
Coding region: 175-930 (251 amino acids)
Cellular component (GO): membrane
Source: RefSeq, a predicted model, not a curated record